AUGGAAAGGUCUCAACUAGAUGCACAAACUUUUGAUGUUGAUGCUCCCCAAACCGUUGAUGUUGAUCUUGAUGUAGAUGAAGGAGCUGAUGAAGUAGUUGCAGAUAAUAAGGGUGGUGGUCAUAGAGUAUCUUGGGUAUGGCAACAUUUUGAUAGAGAUGUUGUAAAGAAGGGUGUUAAGAAAGUGAAAUUCCCAUAUUGUUCAACAAUGAUGUGUGCAAAUUCAAAGAAAAAUGGUACGAUUGCAAUGGGAAAUCAUUUAAGACUCUAUUGUCCAACAUCUCCUAUUUAUGACCCUAAAGGAAAAGUUGGUGAUACGAAAAAACAAUCUGUGUUGAGUUUCAAAAAAGUGGGAGACUCGGGGGCUACUUCUUUGGAAGUUCAUUCCUUCAGCCAAGAGAAAUGUAGGAAUUCCUUAGCCCGCAUGUGUAUCAAAGACAAUCAACCUUUUAGUAUAGUUGAAGAUGAAGGAUUUAAGGAAUACUCACGGGAUUUGCAACCUCUAUUUAAAUUGCCCUCAAGGUGGACUGUUGCAAGGGAUUAUUUGCAGAUAUACAAAGAAGAAAUGUAUAAAUUGAAGGAUGUUUUAAAAAAUCAAACUGUCUCCAUUACAACUGAUACUUGGACAUCCAUCCAGAACAUUAACUAUAGUUGUUUAACGGUACAUUGGGUUGAUGAGACGUGGGUUUUGAGAAAGAAAAUUGUGAACUUUUGUCCCAUUGCAAAUCACAAAGGUGUAACCAUAGGCAAACUCGUUUACAAAUGUUUACAGAAUUGGGGAAUUGAGAAGGUGUUUACAGUGACUGUAGGUAAUCCUUCCUCAAAUGAUGGGGCAAUUAGUAAGAAACCAUCCCUUGAUGUUGACACAAGGUGGAAUUCUACAUUUUUGAUGUUAGAGACGGCAGAAAAGUAUGAGGCGGCAUUUGAUAGGCUUAUUGCGAUUGAUAGUGGUUUUAAUAUUUUUUGUGGAAGUGAGGUUGAUGAUGGUGAAGUGACUACGAGAAAGAGAAAAAGAAAUGAGAAAGUUGUGGGGACUCCCGAUGCCGACGAUUGGGAGGUUGCUAGAGGGAGGUAUUUUAUCGACUAUUUGAGGAUCUUUUACAAUGUCACAAAAAAGAUAUCCGGGUCCAAAACGGCAAAGUCGAUGAAAGAAAAAUACGACAAAUAUUGGGACAACAUUGAGAACAUGAACUUCAUGCUUCAUAUUGAUGUCGUUUUAGAUCCCCGCAACAAGAUGUGUUAUUUGGAGUAUUGCUUGGAGUUGAUUUAUGGUAAGAAUUCUACCAAAACAAAAACAAUUUUGGAGCAUGUCAACAAAACACUAGAGGACUUGUUUCAACACUUCAAGAACAAGACGGAGAGAGAAAGAUGUGCAAAGACAAGGAGUGCAUCAUCUUCUACCCCUAGUUAUUUUGAUUUUGGGCAUGGAGUUGAUAUGGAAGACGAUUUUGAAAGGUUUAUGGAACAACGUGGGCAUGGGGUUAAUAAAACAGAGCUUGAGAUUUAUUUAUCAGAUGGGAUAGAAAAACGGGUGGAGGAUUUCCAGAUUUUGGGGUGGUGGAAAUCUAAUUCAAAAAAGUUUCCUGUACUUUCUGAAGUGGUGAAACUUGUUUAA
Lactuca saligna is the source of this 1614-nucleotide messenger RNA. The record is from the annotation of a GenBank genome assembly. Lineage: Eukaryota; Viridiplantae; Streptophyta; Magnoliopsida; Asterales; Asteraceae.